CCGGCGUGCGUUCGCUGGAUUCUGCUUCACCUUGAUGGGCGUUGGAUGGGCUAGCAAGGGCGCGGGAAGGUGUGAGGGUCGAAUGGAGGGCAUAUACACCUAGACUCGACGAUCUCUGUCUACAUGCGGCGUCGUGCUCACGCCACCUCCUACUGUGGGUGCGGGCGAGGGCCAGCGCCAAGCCAAGCCGGUCUGCCAUAUCCCUCGCCGUCCCCACCCGGCGCACGCCGCCGAGAGCACGCAUCGGUGCGCCUUCUGCCGCCGUUGCCGCCGCCGCGCAUGUCGCCGAGCACAUUUCCCAAUUUGUAAUCGCGGCCCACGCUCCGGCUAACGUAGCGCCCAUGCUCAUCGUCGCCACCACGCUCGUUCAGCUCGCCAUGUCCUACGCUCAACCACACCCCCGCUUCUCCGUCCUCUCCUCCUCGUCUCUCUCCUCCACCGAGCACCUCUCCCCCACCUCCUCCACCCGCUUCUCCCUCCCAUCCGCGCCCUCGCUCAACACCGCCGCCGGCACUCCCAAGCCCACCACACCCCGCGCCUCCAUCUACGACCACCCGCUCAACAAGUCCCGCCAGGCCCAGGUCAGCGCGAGCGCAUUUGCCUUUCUCUUCUCCAAGGUCAUCCAGUACACCCAGAAGUGCGUCAGCGGCAUCAAUGAUCUCGAGCAACUUAAUACUCUCGGCUACCGCAUUGGCGUGUGCGUCCUGGAACUCAUGUCCUGGCGCAACGAGUCUGGCUCCAAGGCCCCCAAGCACGAGAUCCGCUUCCUCCCCACCCUCAUGUCCAUCCACACCCAGUUCUGGUGUGCCAUCUUUGGCAAGCCCGCCGACGCCAUCGAAAAGAGCGUCGAGAAUGCUGAUGAAUACAUGAUCAUCAACAAUGACCCACCCAUCACCCGCAACAUCUCCGUCCCACAUGACAUGAGCCAGCUCAGCUGCUCCUCCUUCGCUGCCGGCGUCGUCGAGGCCGUCCUCUAAGACGUCAUGUCCACUCCCAUCAUGCUGGCAACAAAUCGGCGACCUCGGCU
Messenger RNA from Laetiporus sulphureus 93-53, 1027 nucleotides. Its product is annotated as TRAPP complex subunit trs31. Gene Ontology annotation, cellular component: TRAPPI protein complex; TRAPPII protein complex; TRAPPIII protein complex. Gene Ontology annotation, biological process: endoplasmic reticulum to Golgi vesicle-mediated transport. The record is from RefSeq and is a predicted model, not a curated record. Bases 342 to 977 code for a protein of 211 amino acids. NCBI's taxonomy places the organism in Eukaryota, Fungi, Basidiomycota, Agaricomycetes, Polyporales, Laetiporaceae. The transcript has 4 exons.